Polyodon spathula (Mississippi paddlefish) is the source of this 1702-nucleotide messenger RNA. RefSeq lists its product as uncharacterized. The transcript is spliced from 15 exons. Gene Ontology annotation, biological process: proteolysis. Bases 1 to 1491 code for a protein of 496 amino acids. Gene Ontology annotation, cellular component: cytoplasm. Gene Ontology annotation, molecular function: manganese ion binding; metalloaminopeptidase activity. The record is from RefSeq and is a predicted model, not a curated record. NCBI's taxonomy places the organism in Eukaryota, Metazoa, Chordata, Actinopteri, Acipenseriformes, Polyodontidae.
AUGGGCGUCUCCUUCAAUUGUGAUAAGCACGCCCACUGCCUUACCGCAGCCAUUGCUGUGCAGAGCCCACACUUCUGGGUAGAUGCUGCUGUGCACAGCGAGGUGGUCCUGCUGAAGGUCCCGGGUGUUCCAGGGGACAGAUUGGUGUUUGCUCCGACCGGACCCCUGGACCGCGAUUACGAUGACGUGAGGAGAUUCACCGAUGCGGCCGUCGCUGGGAUGAAGAGAGCUCUGAAAUCAGGGAUGCAGAGCCCCCUGCUGGUGUGUCCCCCACACAACACCUUGAAGGAGAGCACGCUGGUGUCUGUGCUGGGUUCUCUGCAUGCUCUGUAUGUGCCUCUGGAGGUGCGAGAGGCUUUCCCAGAGAAGUCUCACAAGGUGGAUGUCCUGGGGUUUUGGGUUCCAGGGGAGGCGGAGGGCAGGAGGAUCAAGCAUCUGGCCUACGCGCUGGAGAGCGGCCGGGUGGUGUGUCGGGAUAUCGGCGGCUCGGACCCCGAGAGGAUGGCAGCCCCCCUGGUAGUGCAGUACGUUAAGGAGCUCUUCAACAACACCCCCAUCAAGAUGAGCGUUGUGAGUGACGUCAAGCAACUGGAGAAGAAGUACCCCUGCCUGGCAGCCGUGAACCGCUGUGCCAACGCUGUGCCUCGUCACCAGGCCAGAGUAAUCAAACUGGAGUACGCUGGAGAGGGGCCCAUCGAUCAGACCCUGCUGCUGGUAGGAAAGGGGAUCACCUACGAUACGGGUGGAGCCGACAUUAAGGCCGGGGGGUUUAUGGCUGGAAUGCACCGGGAUAAGUGCGGCUCUGCAGCCGUGGCAGGAUUCUUCCAGGUGUUGGCUGAGCUGAAGCCCAAGAGUCUGAAGGUGCUGGGUGCCAUGGCGAUGAUGCGGAACAGCGUGGGGGCCGAUUGCUAUGUGGCAGACGAGCUCAUCACAUCUCGUGCUCAGAGGCGCAUUCACGUGGGGAACACGGACGCUGAGGGCAGGAUGGUGAUGGCAGACCUGCUGUGCGAGAUGAAGGAGCAGGCCUUGUCUGAGGUAGCCCCUGAGCUGUUCACCAUCGCCACCCUCACCAGGCACGCCAUCCGUGCCAUGGGACCCAAUUACUCUAUCAUCAUGGAUAAUGAUCCAGCCCGGAUUGCUGGGAAUGCUCAGCAGUGGCAGAAAGUGGGUGACAAGCUGGGCGAUGUGUUUGAGAUCUCCACCGUGCGCCGAGAGGAUUUCGAUUUCCACCGCGGCAUGUCUGAGUACGAGGACUCAGACUCACCCCUCUCUGGCUCUGGGAGCGACGGCAGCUCCUCACCCCUCUCUGGCUCUCGGGAAAGCGGCUCACCCCUCUCUGGCUCUGGGGACGAUCAGCACGGUGUGGAUUCAGAGAAGCCACUCCGAUAUUCCCACAUUGACAUUGCCGGAUCGUCUGGACCGUUCCCUGGAAUUCCCACUGGAGCGCCCAUCAUCGCCAUGGCAACCAAUUACAUCUUGCACCACCUCUGAGAACCAGACAAGCGGAAGCAAGGUCCUGGUACUGCGGUUUAAAUACCACCAAAUCGGAAGCCAUCGCUGCCAGUCACCAAUCAGGAGCUGGCUGUGCGGCACACACUCAUCGGGAAACAAAAAAGCAACAAAAAUCAAUUAAUCUCACUCUCUCCUGCUUCAAGCCAAUCAAUCAGACAGGAGCUCUGUAAAACUGUAAAGUGUUGCACAA